Messenger RNA from Pygocentrus nattereri (red-bellied piranha), 864 nucleotides. RefSeq names its product caspase-6-like. The transcript has 4 exons. Bases 148 to 492 code for a protein of 114 amino acids. The record is from RefSeq and is a predicted model, not a curated record. Lineage: Eukaryota; Metazoa; Chordata; Actinopteri; Characiformes; Serrasalmidae. Gene Ontology annotation, biological process: proteolysis; apoptotic process. Gene Ontology annotation, cellular component: cytoplasm.
GUUAGUACUGUGUUCUGCACAGUUAAGAAAAGGAAGUUAAGACUGAAGCAGCGUAGUGGCACAGCUAAAGACAAAGAAGACCUCACUAAAAGAUUUCAACAGCUAGGGUUUCACGUGGAACCAUAUGAUGAUUUAAACAAGAAGAUCAUGAUGGAGAAAUUACGAGAAGCUGCUGAAGCUGACCAUACAGAUGCCGACUGCUUUGGGUGUGUUUUCCUGAGUCAUGGGGAAGAGUCCCAUGUUUUUGCACAUGAUGACAUGGUUGAUAUUAAGGAAAUAACAGCACUCUUCAGGGGAGACCAGUGCAAAAGCCUUGUAGGAAAGCCCAAGAUCUUCAUCUUCCAGGCAUGCCGUUGGGACAUCACUGAUAAUGCUGUGGCUGGGAUGGCCCUAAAUGAGAUGUACAGUGAGGUGGAGGAAGAUGCUGCCAGUGUCUACACACUCCCAGCAGGGGCAGAUUUCCUCAUGUGCUACUGUGUAGCUGAGGGUUAGUGAUCAAAAGUGUGCAGUCGGAUGACAAAGGAAAAAAGCUGAAUCGAUGAGGUCAUGAAUAAAUAAAUGAGAACACCACUGGAUACACUCAUUACAAAGAUGAAAGAUAAGCACACAUUUGAAAGUUCACAAGCUUCAUUAAAUGGGUUUCUGUGAUCAAGCAGCUGCACACAAGUCUAAGAUCAUCAUGUGCAAUGCCAAGCGUCAGCUAAAGUGGUGUAAAGCACGCUGCUACUGGACUCUGGAGCAGUACAAACGUUUUCUCUUUGCUGUCUUACAGGGUGUCGGUUUGGCACCUUAGUUCUGUUGUAUUAAUGCUCUAAAAUACAAAGACAUUUUAGACAAUUAAACAUUUCCAGCUUUGUGGCAAAA